AUGAAACCAAGCAGGCCUGCAUCACCUCUAUUACCUCACGUCUCGGUAAGCGAGACAGCGUCACUCAAGAGAGACGAAGAGUUUUGGUUUGAGGACGGCAACCUCAUCCUGGUCGCUGGGGAUGUCGAGUUCCGGGUCUACCAGGGCCCGCUCAUCGCGCACUCUCCUGUCUUCAACGACAUGCUAUCCCUUCCACAGCCUGCUGAAGACUCAGGACGCCGGACGCGCCACGGAGAGUCAUCAUGCCCCAUCAUACCCCUCACAGACUCCCCCGAAGAUCUCAGACAUUUCUUGCGCGUGUUCGUCUGCAGCUCGUCCGGAAAGAUAAUACGGUCCGGCCAACACGACCCCACGUUCCACGAAGUCUCGGCCUGCGUCCGCCUCGGGCACAAGUACCAAGUCGACGGCCUCGUCCAGCGCUACGUCGACCUCCUCCGCAAGUACUACGCCGACAACUUCGACGCCUGGUACCGGUCCACCCUCGUCCGCCCGCCCUCCUUCCAGGCCGUGCACUCCAUCGCGGUCGUCAACCUCGCCCGCCUCACGAACACCCCGAGCAUGCUCCCCACCGCGCUCAUGGACUGCUGCACGCUCGGCCCUGAGAUCGUCGACGGGCUCGUCCGCGAGGACGGCACGCGCGAGACGCUCCCGCUGGACGACCUCGGCCGGUGCUUCGUCGGGCGCGCGAAGAUGGCGCAGGCGAGCGCGCGCAUCGCGCACCUCAUGUUCCGGCCGCCCGUCUCCGCGGCGUGCCGCCAGCCGGCGUGCUGCCAGCGCGUGCUGCAGCGGCUGCUGAACGAGCUCGGGAACGCGCGGGACGACGUUAUCUCGUGCGUGGACUGGUACGCGUCGUGGAUGGUGUACGUGGACGGGCGGGACGAGGACAGGGAGCUGUGCAUGCGGUGCUACAAGAUGCUCGAGGGGGAGCGGCCGAAGAAGCUGCAGAGGGAGGUGUGGAUGAUCUUGCCGGCGAUGAUGGGCGUCACGGUAGAUGGUUGGGGUGUGAAGGCGAAGGAGGCAUGA
This is a messenger RNA of Dichomitus squalens LYAD-421 SS1, 1023 nucleotides long. RefSeq lists its product as uncharacterized. The transcript is spliced from 2 exons. The record is from RefSeq and is a predicted model, not a curated record. Lineage: Eukaryota; Fungi; Basidiomycota; Agaricomycetes; Polyporales; Polyporaceae. Gene Ontology annotation, molecular function: protein binding. The coding region runs from base 1 to 1023 and encodes 340 amino acids.